AUGCACUUGACACUUAAUACUGUUCAUAUUUUUAGAACAAAAGAUCCCAAACUAUUUACAUAUGAGAAUAAUGGCUACUGUGCGUUAGUUCCAGUUCCUCCUAAAAUUCCACUUUAUCAUCUCAUGUUCAUCAUGCCAUUCGAUGGACUCAUUUGGAUACUCUUUGGGGUCUCAAUUAUUGGUUCUGUUGCUGUUUGGCGGAUCUAUCGUGGUCGUGGUGCUGUCGAUUCUCAUUGGCAACUUGCUGCUGGCAUUUUUAUGAUGUUUUUUGGUCAAGGUGCUAAUUUUUCACGUCAAAAUCACUUUGUGCUUGCUAUACUGCUCAACAUUAUUUGCUUGUCUAUGUUCCUGCUCAACAAUCUUUAUGAAAGUGAAGUCACAUCCUUACUGAUUGAACCAGGUGAUAAUAAUCGUCUGAAAACUAUUGAGGAUCUUAUCGCAUCUAAAUAUGAAAUUAUAAAUGACGCCGUAUUUGCCGACUAUGCUAUAAGUGCAAAAGAUUUUGAGAGAUUAUUGCCUAGAUUAAAUAUAAGAUCCGUCGAUUUACCAAAAAACUUUAAUGAGGAAGUGAUCAGCCAACGCUAUGUCUACAUGUUUCGAUGCGAUUCAGUAGAUUUGCUUCUUCGAUCUCGACUACCCAAUGGCCGCUCCUUUACAGACUAUUAUUACAAAUUACAAGAGUUACUUUUCUGGAAUUAUGUGGAACUGGAUGCAAGCUACUUAAACCCGCUAAUUGACAGUUUUCAAUAUUACAUGGACUUGUCAUUUCAAGCUGGACUACCGCACAUGUGGAAAGUGUUUGAAAGGAAAACCAUCUCGCAAUUAAAGAUAAAGGCAAAAGACAAGAAAAUAUUUUUGGAGCUGAUUGAUUUUGGGGCAGUUUUUGAUAAAAUCAUGUCAAUCAUCACAAAUCAGUUCUUUUCAACAGUCUGGCAUCACAUGGCAAAAAUUCUCUGUAUUGUGCCUAACACGAGUUCUCUUUCCCAGCGAGUCCUAGCUCUUAGAGCAUUUUCUCAGUAUGGCUUUUUAAAUGUUGUUGUUGUUGUGAUGACUAAACCAAAGAUUAUUCAGUUUGAAACUAUAAAGUCGAUGAAAUUAAAUGAAAUUUUCAUCACUCAAGCACCAGAUAGCAAUGCUCUUUUUGCUGACAAGUUGAAGAACAUGAAAGGAUUUCAGUACAAGAUCAUUGCUUAUGCACAACCUGGUCGUGUUAUUAUAAAUUAUCAAACUAUUAAAUCUUACAUGCUAUCCUUCCUUGAUAUCAUAAAAACUGCACAAAAUUCAACAUAUCACAUAAUUAUUUUACAUGAUUAUUCAUUAAUUGACCAGUACUGGUUAAAGCGUGUCAUGGAUUUGACUAUAAAUACUGCAGUCGUUUUAGACAGUCGUGAACCAAAAUUACUGACUUAUGAGAUUGAAGGUUACUGUGCGCUUGUUCCUAUUCUUCCAAAGACAACACUUUUCCAGCUUAUCUUUAUUGGACCAUUUGAUGGACUCACAUGGAUGUUUCUUGCACUCUCGAUUGUCAGUUCUGUUGCUGUAUUUUAUUUAUUUCGUGGUCGUGGUGCUGCAGAUUCUCCUGGGCUGCUUGGUUAUGGAAUGUUUGUGUAUUUUAUUGGACAAGGUGUCGAUUUCUCACGUCGGAACCGACCGGUUCUGACAAUCCUGAUUCAGUUGAUCAUUCUGAUGAUCUUCGUCCUUAGUAAUGCAUAUGAAGGUGUCAUCACGUCCUUUAUGAUUCAGCCAAUGCAUGAACACCGUCUUGAGACAGUUAAUGAUCUACUUGAAUCAGAUUACGAAAUUAAAGCAGAUGAAGCAUUUUCAUUUAAAAUUAAAGAUGACAUUCAAUUCAGUGACAGAAUAAAAUUAAUGCAUAAACUUGAUGAAUAUAAAUAUAAUGAGUUAAUUCUUAAACAGGAAUUAGUUUUCAUUAGAAAGUGUCACUUAGCUGAAUCUGAUUUGAGAUCUGUGGUAUCAAAUAGGAAAUUUCAGUCAGAAUUUUAUUACAUUUUACCAGAGCAAUUUUUAUGGCAUUACAUCGAACUUGAUGCAAGCUACUUAAAUCCAUUCGUUGAGAGGUUCCAAUAUUAUAUGGAUUUAAGCUUUCAAGCUGGUCUGCCUCACAUGUGGAAAGUGCUUUAUAAUCAAGACGAUUUUAAGACGCAAAAUAAUCAUGGAAAUGAUGAAGAAUCAAUCAUCAAACUUGAUGACCUCUGUCAACACAGCGCGUCAAUAUUCUCAAUCGUGCAUGAAGAUGCAGCAGGUGACGUCAUUUACGAAUCUGUUGGGGCAAAUGUGUCACUUAAAAUCCUUAAAAAUCCUAAACAUUGUCAGCCACUGUUUCCUGAUAAACUAAAAGAGUUGAGGGGUUUGAACUCAACAGUUGCUAUCCACGAUCAGCCACCAUCGACAAAGGAUCCGAAAUUAUUUACGUACGAGAAAAAUGGCUACUGUGCGUUAAUUCCAGUUCCUUCGAAAAUUCCACUUUAUCAUCUCAUGUUCAUCAUGCCAUUUGAUGGACUCAUUUGGAUACUCUUUGGGGUGUCAAUUUUUGGUUCUGUUGCUGUCUGGCGGAUGUUCCGUGGUCGUGGUGCUGUUGAUUCUCAUUGGCAACUUGCUGCUGGCAUUUUCAUGAUGUUUUUUGGUCAAGGUGCAAAUUUUUCGCGUCAGAACCAUUUUGCACUAGCUUUUCUUCUCAACAUUAUUUGCUUGUCUGUGUUCCUGCUCAACAAUCUUUAUGAAAGUGAAGUCACAUCCUUACUGAUUGAACCAGGUGAUUAUAAUCGUCUGAAAACUAUUGAGGAUCUUAUCGCAUCUAAAUAUGAAAUUAUAAAUGACGCCGUAUUUGCCGACUAUGCGAUAAGUGCAAAAGAUUUUGAGAGAUUAUUGCCUAGAUUAAAUAUAAGAUCCGUCGAUUUACCAAAAAACUUUAAUGAGGAAGUGAUCAGCCAACGCUAUGUCUACAUGUUUCGAUGCGAUUCAGUAGAUUUGCUUCUUCGAUCUCGACUACCCAAUGGCCGCUCCUUUACAGACUAUUAUUACAAAUUACAAGAGUUACUUUUCUGGAAUUAUGUGGAACUGGAUGCAAGCUACUUAAACCCAUUUAUUGAGCGAUUUCAGUACUUUAUGGACUUGUCAUUUCAAGCUGGGCUGCCUCAAAUGUGGAAAGUAUUUGUGAUGCAAAGCAAAUCACACUUAAAAAGAAAAAUAGUUACAGAUGAAAAAAUCUUUUUGGAAUUGUCCGAUUUUCAGGCAAUUUUUGUUAUUUUUUUUCUUAUGUGUGGAUUGUCUGUUGUUGUGUUGAUUGCUGAGAUUUUCUAUCAUGACUGUCUUAGAAAAAUUAAAUGGACGAUUGGAAAUAGUUUGCACUGCUGGUGUAAAAGUAAGAAAAUAAAGCAGCAAUUAACAGUUCGCAGAGUUGUCGUUCAACCACGAAAUAGAAUUAUAAAUAUUGAGUAA
Messenger RNA from Chironomus riparius, 3459 nucleotides. The record is from the annotation of a GenBank genome assembly. NCBI's taxonomy places the organism in Eukaryota, Metazoa, Arthropoda, Insecta, Diptera, Chironomidae.